Drepanopeziza brunnea f. sp. 'multigermtubi' MB_m1 is the source of this 3144-nucleotide messenger RNA. RefSeq lists its product as uncharacterized. Lineage: Eukaryota; Fungi; Ascomycota; Leotiomycetes; Helotiales; Drepanopezizaceae. Gene Ontology annotation, cellular component: oxoglutarate dehydrogenase complex; mitochondrion. Gene Ontology annotation, biological process: tricarboxylic acid cycle. Gene Ontology annotation, molecular function: thiamine pyrophosphate binding; oxoglutarate dehydrogenase (succinyl-transferring) activity. The record is from RefSeq and is a predicted model, not a curated record.
AUGCUUCAAUCUUCUCUGCGGCAGAAGAGCUGCCAGCUCCUGAAAGUUGGCAGCGUCGCCAGAUCUCUCAGUACCGCAUCACGAACAUCUCCUCUCCUGUCCCCAAAGUCCUCAGCGGUAUCCUCGAAACGAACUUCGGCUGCCACUGGGCAAAAACGCUAUGCCGCUGCCGUGGCGAACGCCCCGGAUCCGAACGACAGCUUUCUGUCCGGAAAUACCGCAAAUUACAUCGAUGAGAUGUACAUGCAGUGGAAGGAAGAUCCGAAGAGCGUGCAUAUCUCAUGGCAGGUAUACUUUCGCAAUAUGGAGAGCGGCGAUAUGCCCAUGUCGCAAGCCUUCACACCUCCACCGAAUCUCGUUCCUGUGCCCACCGGCGGCGUCGCAACCUUCACUCCUGGAGUCGGCAUGGCUGCUGGUCAGGGCUCGGAUGUAACCAACCACUUGAAGGUACAAUUACUUGUGCGAGCAUACCAAGCUCGCGGACACCACAAGGCGAAAAUCGACCCCUUGGGCAUUCGUCGCGAGGCUGAGGAGUUCGGAUCUAGCAAUCCCAAGGAGCUACAGCUCGAGCACUACUCGUUUACGGAGAAGGAUUUAGACACCGAAUACAACCUUGGCCCUGGUAUCUUGCCGCGAUUCAAGAAGGAAGGCCGUGAGAAGAUGAGCUUGCGUGACAUCAUUGCCGCAUGCGAGCGCAUCUACUGCGGUUCUUACGGAGUCGAAUAUAUCCACAUCCCAGAUAGAGAACAGUGCGACUGGCUCCGCCAGCGUGUUGAAGUUCCUCAGCCCUUCAAAUAUUCCGUUGAUGAGAAGCGCCGAAUUCUUGACCGUCUCAUCUGGAGUUCCAGCUUCGAGAGCUUUUUGGCAACCAAAUAUCCUAACGAUAAACGUUUUGGUUUGGAGGGUUGUGAAACAUUGGUCCCUGGGAUGAAAGCCUUGAUUGACAGAAGUGUGGAUUAUGGUGUCAAGGAUAUUGUCAUCGGUAUGCCCCAUCGUGGUCGUUUGAACGUCCUUUCCAACGUCGUCCGGAAGCCCAACGAAUCUAUCUUUAGCGAGUUUGGAGGAAGUGCUGCGGCUGAAGACGAGGGAUCCGGUGAUGUAAAGUACCAUCUCGGUAUGAACUUUGAGCGCCCUACCCCUUCUGGAAAGCGUGUCCAGCUUUCACUUGUGGCCAACCCUUCCCAUUUGGAAGCUGAGGAUCCUGUCGUCUUGGGUAAGACCAGAGCUAUUCAGCACUACAACAACGAUGAGAAGGCUCACAACACUGCCAUGGGAGUCCUCCUCCACGGUGAUGCCGCCUUUGCUGCUCAAGGAGUUGUCUACGAAUGUCUUGGUUUCCACUCUUUGCCUGCUUACUCGACUGGUGGUACUAUCCACCUAGUCGUCAACAACCAGAUUGGCUUCACUACUGACCCUCGUUUCGCUCGUUCGACUGCCUACUGUACCGACAUUGCCAAGGCUAUUGAUGCGCCAGUCUUCCACGUCAACGCUGAUGAUGUUGAGGCUGUCAACUACGUUUGCCAAAUGGCGGCGGAUUGGCGCGCCGAGUUCCGCAAGGAUGUUGUGAUUGACCUCGUCUGUUACCGCAAACAUGGACACAACGAGACUGAUCAACCUUCCUUCACCCAACCACUUAUGUACAAACGCAUCCAGGCACACGAACCUCAAAUUGAUAUCUAUGUCAACCAACUCUUGAAAGAUGGCAGCUUCACCAAAGAGGAUAUCGAAGAGCACAAAAAAUGGGUCUGGGGCAUGUUGGAGGACAGCUUUACCAAGAGCAAGGACUACCAACCAACUUCCAAGGAGUGGACCACAUCUGCUUGGAAUGGUUUCAAGUCUCCUAAGGAGCUUGCCAAUGAAGUCCUACCCCACAACCCUACCGGUGUUCCCUUAGGCACUCUCGAGCACAUCGGGACUACCAUUGGGACGGCGCCAGAAGGCUUCAAUGUUCACCGCAACCUGAAGCGCAUCCUUGCCAGCCGUGUUAAGACUGUCACUGAAGGCACCAACAUCGAUUGGUCUACUGCUGAGGCUCUUGCUUUCGGAUCUCUGGUCCAAGAAGGUCACCAUGUUCGCGUUUCUGGUCAGGAUGUCGAGCGUGGUACUUUCUCUCAAAGGCACGCCGUGUUCCAUGACCAGGAGACUGAAAAAACGUACACCCCACUUCAACAUAUCAGCAAGGACCAAGGCAAGUUCGUCAUCUCUAACUCUUCACUGAGUGAGUUUGGCUGUCUUGGAUUCGAGUAUGGAUACUCGCUUUCAUCACCAAACGCCCUCGUCAUGUGGGAAGCUCAGUUCGGUGAUUUCGCCAACAAUGCUCAAUGUAUCAUUGAUCAAUUCGUUGCCUCCGGUGAAGUUAAGUGGAUGCAGAGAUCUGGUCUUGUGAUGUCGUUACCUCACGGAUACGAUGGACAAGGUCCCGAGCAUUCGUCUGGACGCAUGGAGAGAUAUCUGCAACUCAGCAACGAGGACCCACGCAUUUACCCGGCCCCAGAAAAGCUGGAUCGCCAACAUCAAGACUGCAACAUGCAAAUUGCUUACAUGACCACUCCCUCGAACUUGUUCCACAUCCUGAGAAGACAGAUGCGCAGAGAAUUCCGCAAGCCCCUCGUCAUCUUCUUCUCCAAGUCUCUUCUCCGACACCCACUUGCCCGCUCACCCAUUGAGGAGUUCACCGGUAAUUCGCAAUUCAAGUGGAUUAUCCCCGACCCCGAGCACGGCAAGUCCAUCGCCGAGCCCGAUGACAUUGAUCGCGUCAUCCUCUGCUCCGGACAAGUUUACGCCGCUCUCCACAAGUACCGUGCCGACAAGGGCUUCAAAAAGACUGCCAUUACUCGUAUUGAGCAACUGAACCCCUUCCCGUGGCAACAACUGAAGGAGAACCUCGACACAUACAAGAACGCCAAGACCAUCGUCUGGUGUCAAGAAGAGCCUCUCAACGCUGGAGCCUGGAGUUUCACCCAACCCAGAAUCGAGACCCUGCUCAACCAGACCGAGUUCCAUGACCGCAAGCAUGUCAUGUACGCUGGUCGCAACCCAAGUGCCAGUGUGGCUACGGGGUUGAAGGCUAGCCAUACUAAGGAGGAGGCUGAUUUGUUGGAAAUUGCUUUCUCUGUUACCCAAGAUAAGCUAAAGGGCGAGUAA